Molecule: messenger RNA, 5155 nt
Organism: Pygocentrus nattereri (red-bellied piranha)
Lineage: Eukaryota; Metazoa; Chordata; Actinopteri; Characiformes; Serrasalmidae
Gene: synrg
Product: synergin, gamma
Exons: 24
Coding region: 46-4197 (1383 amino acids)
Cellular component (GO): clathrin coat of trans-Golgi network vesicle
Molecular function (GO): protein binding
Source: RefSeq, a predicted model, not a curated record
ACCGGAAGUUUGCGCGGGUGACGUCACUCCGCAGAGCAGUGUAAGAUGGCGCUCCGGCCCGGAUCAGGGGGAGGCGGCAGUUUUAUGUACCCUGUUGGAGGGGGACUUGGACCACCACAAGGAAUGAUGCCCAUGCAGCAGCAGCAGCAGGGCUUCCCCAUGGUCCCGGUCAUGCAGCCCAACAUGCAGGGGAUGAUGGGAAUGAAUUUCGGCGCGCAGAUGCCUCCCGGUGCCAUGCCCAUGCAGGGCGGGAUGGCCAUGGGAAUGCCGGCUCCAGGCAUGCAGUUCAUGGGUCAGCCUCAGUUUAUGGGUAUGAGGGCCCCAGGACCACAGUACCCUGCUGACCUGCAGAAACAGAUUGCAGAGGAGCAACAAAAGCGGUUGGAGCAGCAGCAGCGGAUGCUUGAGGAAGACAGAAAAAGGAGGCAGUUUGAGGAGCAGAAGCAGAAGCUGCGUCUCCUGAGCAGCGUCAAACCGAAAACUGGGGAGAAGAGUCGGGACGAUGCAUUAGAAGCCAUCAAAGGGAACUUGGAUGGGUUCAGCAGAGAUGCCAAGAUGCAUCCCACUCCAUCUUCACAGUCUAAGAAACCAGACUCAUCGCCAUCUCACUCCUCUGUCCCCCUUCAGUCACUCCCUCCUGCUUUUGCAGAGGAUGAUAAUGAGUUUAGUGACUUUAUGCAGGGGCCUAUCGAUGGCCCCUCCCUCUCUUUCCCCCCUUCUUCCCUCCCGUCAUCUUCCUCUUCCUCAGCUGUCAGUAAUUCACCCUUAAAGGUGGGCCCGGUCCCUCACACCCUCACCACCUCUCUGCCCCCCUCCACUGCCCCCCUACACUCUUCUGUCAUCUCCAGCUCCCAAUCUACAUUCCAAGGCCCGUCUCUGGAAGAGAAGCUCUUUUCGUCAUGCGAUUUAACAGGAGAUAAGAGGGCCCAGGUUAACUUUAGGCCUCGGCAGGCACUGUCUGAGCUGACGCCCAAAGCCCAGGUGUCAGUUCAGUUCCACAGCAGCUCCAGAGCUCGCAACUGGGCCCACUCCCCCGAUGACCUCAGUGCUGCUUUCACCGUGGAGAUGACUCCUGAGCCUCAGUCUUCUUCUCAGCCUCCAGCAGUGGCAGAAGACCCACCUCAGCAAGCGUCUAGUGCCAGUGCAGGUGUUGGUGUCUUCCCCCAACAAGAAAUGCAGCCUAUGGUGCCAGCUUGGCUGUACAAUGACUCUCUCAUUCCAGACAUGUUCAAAAAGGUCCUGGAGUUCAGCAUGACUCCAGCAGGCAUCGACACGGCCAAACUCUACCCCAUCCUGAUGUCAUCAGGACUUCCCAGAGAAGCUCUGGGUCAGAUCUGGGCAUCAGCCAAUCGCACAACGCCAGGCAAACUGACCAAGGAAGAGCUGUACACUGUACUGGCCUUGAUUGGAGUGGCACAGAGUGGGCUUCCAGUGAUGAGCUUGGAUAUCCUGAGUCAGUUCCCCUCCCCUCCAGUGCCCAACCUGCCUGCGAUGGCCAUGACCAUGGCCCCUGUGUUGACCCAUCAGCAGACCUUGAUGGCCCCUGCCGCCCCUGCUGUCAUGCCUAUGCCUCCAAACCCACCGGCGCAACCUCCAAACAGCUUUGUCACCAACUUCCCUCCUGUCCAGGGGGUGAAGGCAGAUGAUGAUGAUUUCCAGGAUUUUCAAGAGGCCCCGAAAGCAGGCGGUGGAGAUGAUUCGUUUACGGAUUUUCAAGGAGAGAUGGCGGGAACGUUCCCCAGUGCAUCCUCCUCUCAGAGCAGUGUUCCUGCCAUACUGACUCCUGUGUCUGGCUCUUCAUCAUCUUCGUCCUCUGAUAAGUAUGCAGUGUUUAAACAUCUGUCAGUGGAGCAGCCGACCGAACCCACGCCCGCCGUUUCAGAUUUUGGAGACAAAUACAGUGUGUUCAGAGAGCUUGAGCAACCUUCAGAUAGAAAGCCAGUCGGCGAAGGAUUUGCCGAUUUCAAGUCUGUCAGUGCCGACGAUGGCUUCACAGACUUUAAAACGGCCAACAGCGUCUCUCCACUAGACCCUCCAGAUCAGGCCAAGAUGUUCCAGCCUGCUUUCCCACCUCCUUUCGGCCCUUCUCUUCCACAGUCUCAGUCUCAACCUCCUGUCUCUCUGGCACAGCCCAAAAUCCCUCUGAACAUGGCUGACUUGGACCUCUUUUCCUCCAUGACCCCUCCUUCUUCUGCUCCUUCCUGUGCUGACUCUAAAGCUAUCCCUUUCUCCACUACAACAUCUUCUGCGCUCCCCUCCUUGGUGCUCCCUCCUGCAGGCCCCAAAUCUGUCAGCAUCACAGGGGCAAAUGAUGACUUUGGCGACUUUGCACUGUUUGGCUCCUCCUCGUCUGAUGUGGCCCCCUCAGGUCAAAGGGGAUCCGGAGGAGCGGUGCAGGACGACUUUGCUGAUUUCAUGGCAUUUGGGAGGUCCGGAGAACAGCGCAGCGAGGCUUCCUCCCAGCCACGGCAGGGACCAACCGCCGACAAGUACGAUGUCUUCAAACAGCUGUCACUGGAGGGCGGUCUGGCCUACGAUGAUGGCAAGGAAAGUGGCUGCGGCGGUUCGUUUUCCUCCCUGAAGAGCAGCGAUGCCGACGACUUCGCCGACUUUCAGUCAUCCAAAUUUUGCACAGCACUGGGCGCCUCCGAGAAGAGCCUGGAGGACAAGGUGGCUGCCUUCAAGCAGGCCAAAGAGGACUCCGCCUCUGUCAAGUCUCUAGACCUGCCGUCAAUCGGGGGCAGCAGCGCAGGGGGCAAAGAUGACUCCGAGGAUGCACUGUCUGUGCAGCUGGACAUGAAGCUGACCGAUGUGGGCGGAGACCUCAAGCACGGCACGUCUGACAGCUCACUGGACCUGCCCGGUCUGACUGCCCACCAGCCCCCCGCCGCAGAUGCAGAUGACCUGAAGUGCGACCCCUUUGGAAGCUCUGCCGUUAGCGGCAUGGCUGGCUAUGACUGGUCAGACAGAGACGAUCAGGUCAGGAAGCCUCAAGGCGGAGCUCCGGGGGCGCUGCCCUCGUCAGCUGUUCUACACAGGAAAGAGACUUCCUUUGGAAGCUCGGAGAACAUCACGCACACCACAGUGGCUAAAGUCACCACCUUCCCCAUCGAGGACGCAGGUUCUUCCCUGGACGGUGGCUUUGCUACCUUCGCUGACUUCAGCUCUGCAGAACAGGCAGCUGGAGAAGAUGACGAUGAUUUUGGCGACUUUGCCAGCACGGUCUCAGAGAAGUCUGACUCUCCGCCUGUUCAGGGUGAAAUGGGCCCAGAGGGAUCGGAUGAAUUUGGAGCCUUCCAGGGGGACAAGCCCAAGUUUGGCAAGUCAGACUUCCUCAAGGCCAGCGCUCAGCCCAAAGUGAAGUCCAGUGAGGAGAUGAUCAAGAACGAGCUGGCCACCUUUGAUUUGUCUGUGCAAGGUUCCCAUAAGCGCAGUCACAGUCUGGGGGAGAAGGAGAUUGUGCGCUCCGCGCUGUCUCCCGCCCCGGAGCAGCUUUUCCGUGACCGCUCUAACACCUUGAGUGAGAAGCCAGCACUGCCAGUCAUCCGCGACAAGUACAAAGACCUCACAGGAGAGGUGGAGGAAAGCGAACGCUAUGCAUAUGAAUGGCAGAGGUGUUUGGAGAGCGCUCUUCAGGUGAUCACCACGGCCAACAACACCCUUAAUGGCAUCAGCAGUUCCACCGUGUGUACUGAGGUCAUCCAGUCAGCGCAGGGCAUGGAGUACCUGCUGGGUGUUGUGGAGGUGUACCGUGUAGCCAGGCGUGUGGAGCUGGGCAUCAAAGCCACUGCCGUUUGUUCAGAGAAGCUGCAGGAGCUGCUGAAGGACAUCAGCCGUGUGUGGAACAAUCUGAUGGGUUUCAUGUCGCUGGCCAACCUCUCUCCUGAUGAGAGCUCUCUGGACUUCUCCUCCUGUAUCCUGAGGCACGGCAUUAAGAAUGCGAAGGAGCUGGCCUGUGGAGUGUGUCUGCUCAACGUGGACUCGCGCAGCAAGAAGAAAGAAGAAAACACUUUUGGACGUCUGUUUAAACGAGCACUGACAAAAGACCCUGGCACGAAGUUAAGGGCUUUCAACUCCGAGACGGAUAACUUCAAGCUGACGUACGGCGGUCACCAGUACCACGCCAGCUGCGCUAAUUUCUGGAUUAACUGCGUGGAGCCCAAGCCUCCAGGCCUCAUCCUGCCUGAUCUGCUUUGAGCUCCAUCCUCAUCCAAACGCUGCUGCUGAGAACCUGGGGAAGUUUCCGGGAAGUCGUCUCAUAUUUAUUUAUUACUGUCUUUUUCCUGUUUUUUCUGCCAACCAAUGGCUGGGCCUCGUAGUUUCUGAAGUUGGGCUGUGAAGCUCGAAACAUUUGUGAAUGUUUGUAGAAGACUGGAAAGGGGAGGGAAAAAAUCCACUGGUGUAAUUUAUAUGGGUCUGUAAUGUACAUGGAGUGAAAGCUGUCUUUGUUUUUUCUUUCUCUGGCCUUCCGAGGGGGUGGGGGCAGAAACAUCUGGCUGGCUUUGUGGAGUCAAUUGUAGAAAAUGGUUUUGAUGUUUUGACAGCUGUCCAUAAAACAUCAGAGGUCUCUUUGUGAGGGAUGAUCCACUGGACAUCAAGAAAUGUAAUAAACAGUUUUGAGUAAAUUGCACAAUGUGAAUCUUACACUCUUGCAUUGGUAUUAGCCGCAGACUGUAUCACAUGAUACGGUAUAGAUGUAUAGAUCAAGGUAUAUUCAGACAUUAGGUACAUGUUCAGAGAAGUGUUCUCUUUAUACACCUCAUUUCUUUUCAGCAGGGCUGUGUUAUCUAUCCUUUUGCUGGAAACCGAUCUCUUUAAUGGCUGGGUCUCGAAACAGAGGGUCUGUGGUGGUCUGCGAUUAAAUUGUAUUUUUUUGAGGUUCUUUGAUAAAAAACAUCUCAGUCUUUGAAAACUGCUUAAAAUGGUGAUAUUUACCGUUUUGAAUGGAGUGUAAUGGCGCUAUUGAAUGUCUUUUCCUGUUUUGUGACACCUUAAACAUCGACAUUGUAUUUGAACAGUGGCAGGUUUGGUCUCGAUUCGGUUUCAGUUGUCGUGAAGAAUUAGUUUACUUAGGCACUUCGAGUGUUCAUGAGUCUAAACAUGAUGAUGUAGCCUACUACUGCCUGGAUUAAAAUGCUGUGUGUGAAGAACCGUC